Messenger RNA from Fusarium coffeatum, 1449 nucleotides. RefSeq lists its product as uncharacterized. Gene Ontology annotation, biological process: positive regulation of transcription by RNA polymerase II. Gene Ontology annotation, molecular function: DNA-binding transcription factor activity; transcription cis-regulatory region binding. NCBI's taxonomy places the organism in Eukaryota, Fungi, Ascomycota, Sordariomycetes, Hypocreales, Nectriaceae. The transcript has 2 exons. The record is from RefSeq and is a predicted model, not a curated record. The coding region runs from base 1 to 1449 and encodes 482 amino acids. Gene Ontology annotation, cellular component: nucleus.
AUGCCAUCGUGGAUGGAUGGAGGUCAAAAUGAGAAAGAAGAGAGGCAGCGCAUCAAGUUUGCUGUGAAGAAGAAUUUUAAGCGACAAAAGAAAGCUCAGGCACGUCAACUGAGAGGUCAUAAGCAAACCACGCGAAGACAAGCAAAGUCUACUGCAGAGGGUCUACAACACAGCGGGACAGUGAGCGUCAAUUCAGGCUCGGCGACAAGAUCAACUCCUCAAUCCUUGCAAAGUCGGAUCCUGUCGGGACAAUCAUUCACAGAACCCCUCCAGUACGACGAAGCCAGUCUUCUGAUGCACUACCUCGAUCAUGUAUUUCCUUACCAAUACCCCUGUUAUGAUAAAGCAAAAUGGUCCCGUGGCUGGCUUCUUUGGCUGCUGAGCCGGAACGGGCCUCUUUAUCGAGCUUCAUUGGGUCUCGCUGCGUUCCACCAGCGCUCUUUGACAGGCGAAGCAAACAACGACCGUCUUGAGCUCGAGUUUCAUACCAAAGCGGUCAGACAGCUUCAUGACUUUCUGACGUCUAUGAACAUUACUGCGCUUGAGCCUGAGAAUGAGACUCUGGUUGAAAUCAUCACCUGUGGUGUAGCUCUGAUCAGCUUUGAAGUACUUCGAGGAAGCACGGCAGACUGGCAAUCACAUCUAUGCGCAAUGGCUUCUAUCGCAGUCACAAUGCAUCACCAGCCUCAACUUCCGAAGUCGCCAGAUCAACUUGUUGGGAGCAGAGGUAUUGCCGCUAUCGAGUUCCACAUUCCUGUUCUGCUUUGGAUGGAUCUACUAGCAUGUGUAGCGACACAAGAAAAGCCAAAGCUUCCAUACGAUCAGUGGUUAGGACCUAAUUGUACCUUCCAGCUAGGAGAUAUAAUGGGCUGUCACAACCCGGUCAUGAAGGCUAUUGGGGACUUGGCAGUUUUGAGUCAGUGGAAGUUGAAUUUUGUUACCGGUGAUCUUGGCCACAGCGAAUUCAACCUCAGAGCACGACAAAUUGAAGAUAGUCUAGAGAACGUCAUGGAUACGACACCAAUGAAACCUUCUGGAUCAGAGCAGCAACCCAAUCAGAACAGUGUCACUCGAAUAUUUGCUACGGCAACGUUAGCCCAACUCGCUUCUUUGAGCUCAAACGCUCCAGAUGCUAUCGCUUCAAGUCGAGUAAGGCGAGCUGUAAGCCGUGUGGUCCUUGAGAUCCAAAUGGCUGGUCAAACAGUCACUCCCCGGCAACUGAGCUGGCCUCUAUGCGUUGCUGGGUGUCUAGCCGACCAGGAUCAGCAGGGCUUUUUUGAAGCGUUCCUGAAUCCUGUAGUAUCUGAAGGAAGUGGCAUGAUAGGGAACUGUGGCACUAUCCGAAAUAUCCUGAAAGCUUGUUGGGCGAAUAAGAUCGAGAGGCCGAACGAAAGGUGGGACUGCAGUAGUACUAUGAAGCAGAUGGGUAUACAUGCACUUUUGAUAUAA